Molecule: messenger RNA, 1362 nt
Organism: Scedosporium apiospermum
Lineage: Eukaryota; Fungi; Ascomycota; Sordariomycetes; Microascales; Microascaceae
Product: Methionine aminopeptidase 2-like protein
Exons: 4
Coding region: 1-1362 (453 amino acids)
Biological process (GO): proteolysis
Molecular function (GO): metalloaminopeptidase activity
Source: RefSeq, a predicted model, not a curated record
AUGGCCGCCAAGUCCCCAGUCGGACACUCCAAGACGUUUGACGUCAAAUCAUCCGGCAAAGCCAACGGCUCCGCCCACGGUAACGGUACUGCCAAAUCCGGUGCUGCCGAGGACUCGGGCGAAGACUCCAACGACGACGCAGAUGGACAUGUCGUCAUCGAAGCCACCGCUACUGCCGUAGCUGGCGGCGAGGGCGGCUCCAAGAAGAAGAAGAAGAACAAGAAGAAGUCCAAGAAGAAGAAGGCUCCCACUGCCCAGACCGACCCUCCGUCGGUCCCCAUUUCCAAACUUUUCCCCAACGACAACUACCCCAAGGGGGAAGAAGUCGAAUAUGUUGAUGAGAAUCGCUUCCGUACCACCAACGAAGAGAAGCGUCAUCUCGACAACAUCAACAGCGAUUUUCUGUCUGAUUAUCGCCAGGCGGCCGAGACCCAUCGUCAGGUCCGCCAGUGGGCCCAGAAAAACAUCAAACCGGGCCAGACCCUCAUUGAAAUCGCCAACAACAUCGAGGACAGCGUCCGUCGGCUCGUCGGACACGAUGGCCUGUCCGAGGGCGAUGCCCUUCUUGCCGGAAUGGGCUUCCCCACCGGCUUGAACCUCGAUGAUAUUGCUGCCCACUACAGCCCCAACGCGGGCGACAAGACUGUUCUUCGAGAGAACAAUGUCAUCAAGGUCGACAUCGGAGUCCACGUGAACGGUCGCAUCGUCGAUAGCGCCUUCACUAUGGCGUGGGACCCCAUGUACGACAACCUCCUCGCGGCCGUAAAGGACGCGACCAACACCGGUGUCCGUGAAGCGGGCAUUGAUGUUCGCCUUGGCGAAUUGGGCGGGUAUAUCCAGGAGACCAUGGAAAGCUAUGAAUGCGAGAUCAAUGGCGUCACCUACCCCAUCAAGCCCAUUCGCAACAUCGCCGGCCAUAACAUCAUGCCCUACAGCAUCCACGGCACCAAGAGUGUUCCAUCUGUAGCAACUAACGACGUUACGAAGAUGGAAGAAGGCGACGUCUUUGCCAUUGAGACCUUUGGCAGUACUGGCAAUGGCCGAUGCUACAACGAAGGUGACGUCUCGCAUUACGCCAUGCGCACCGAUGCUCCGAAGGUGGACUUGCGUCUGUCUUCUGCUAAAUCCCUCUUGACUGCCAUCAAGAAGAACUUUGGCACCAUUCCUUUCUGUCGACGCUACUUGGACCGAAUCGGACAGGAAAAAUAUCUCCUCGGUCUGAACAAUCUGGUCAAGUCCGGCAUUGUUGAAGAUUACCCGCCUCUGGUUGACAAGAAAGGGUCAUACUCAGCCCAAUUUGAGCAUACCAUCUUGCUCCGACCUACCGUAAAGGAGGUCAUUAGCCGUGGAGAGGACUACUAA